GGAGCGCUAGCUGUGGAGGAGAAAGACGACGCAGCGAGCUGAACGUACAAUGGCGACGGCGGCGAGCACCGCGGGCGGGACGGGCUCCGGCGGACCGGCGAGCGGUCCGGCCGGCGGCGGAGCCGCAGUGGUGGGGCGGAAGAAAGACGGAGGACCUUCCACGAAAUUCUGGGAAAGUUCCGAGACGAUAUCGCAGCUGGAGACGGUGCGGCUGUGGAUCGGGAAGCACUACAAGAAGCAUGUUCAGAACGACUCCCCAUCCAGUAAAUCAUUGGCAGGCCUGGUGGUCCAGCUGCUCCAGUUCCAGGAGGAUGCAUUUGGACGCAGAGUCAACAAUCCCGCUCUCACCAAGUUGCCUUCCAAGUGUUUCCUGGAUUUCAAGGCUGGAGGGGGUCUCUGUCAUAUUUUGGGCUCGGUUUACAAGUUUAAGAGCGAGCAGGGCUGGCGAAGAUUUGAUCUGCAGAAUCCCUCCCGGAUGGACAGGAAUGUGGAAAUGUUCUUAAAUGUGGAGAAAAAUCUGUUCCAGAAUAACUCUUUGACACGACCCAUUGUCUUCCUGUCAACUGACAUUGAGCAGAAACAGGCCAGUAAGCUCAAAGACAUCAUCAAAAGGCACCAGGGCUCCCUUACUGAGGACAAGUCAAAGGCCACCCACCACGUUUACCCCUCUCCUUCCCCGCAAGAAGAAGAGGAGUGGUUGCGGCCUGUGAUGAGGAAAGACAAGCAGGUUCUUGUUCACUGGGGCUUUUAUCCGGACAGCUAUGACACCUGGGUAUCAGGCAGUGAGGUGGAUGGAGAUGUGGAGGACCCACCCACUAAUGACAGACCCUGGAAGGUUCACGCCAAGUGGGUUUUAGACACCGAUGCCUUUAAUGAGUGGAUGAAUGAGGAGGACUAUGAAGUAGACGAGAACAAGAAGCCCGUCAACUUCCGACAGAGGAUCUUCCCCAAGGAGGAAGAGUCUUCCCGUACACCCGAUCGCAAGGAGCGCAAGGCCAACUCUGCCGGUAAGAAGAGGAGACGCUCCCCCUCACCACCCAGCACCCCCGUCGAAUCUCGAAAGAAGGGAGGAAAGAAGGGAAACCCAGGACUUCACUGGAAGCGACGGGGCCACAGAGGAGAGGAGGAGGACACGGAGGAGGACAUGACAAAAGACCUGGAUGACUCCUCUGCUGGUGCCAGCAUGGAGGAGGGCAGCAUGUCUAAGAAUGCGAAUUCAAAGAAAGACUGUGACAAUACUCCGGUCAAAGGAGGAAAUGUAGGAGACCUGGAUGACAUGGAAGAUGACUCUGUGCUUUCUGGUGGAAAGGAUGACGAGGAACAAAGCAAAGGAGAAAUCAACCGACUGCUGGACGCCAGUGAAGACAACGUGACGGAGCAGACGCACCACAUCAUCAUCCCCAGCUACGCUGCCUGGUUUGACUACAACUGCAUCCAUGAGAUCGAGAGAAGAGCUCUGCCCGAGUUCUUCAAUGGGAAAAACAAGUCUAAAACUCCAGAAAUAUACCUGGCCUACCGUAACUUCAUGAUUGACACGUAUCGGCUAAACCCUCAGGAGUACCUCACCUCCACUUCCUGCCGCAGAAACCUGACUGGGGACGUCUGUGCCAUCAUGAGGGUUCAUGCAUUCUUGGAGCAGUGGGGUUUGGUAAACUACCAGGUUGAUGCUGACAGUCGCCCGCUGCCUAUGGGCCCCCCACCCACGCCCCACUUCACCGUGCUGGCCGACACGCCCUCCGGCCUCAUGCCCCUGAACCACCGACCACCGCCGAUCCCUCCUCAACAACCAAUGACCAACUUUGGAGAUAAAGGCAAAGAAAAAGCCAUGGACCUGCAGAACUUUGGCCUCCGUUCGGACCUCUACAAGAAAAACACUAAGCAGGGUAAACCAGUCAACACCACCAGGGACUGGACCGAGCAGGAGACUCUACUGCUGUUGGAGGCCCUGGAGAUGUUCAAAGACGACUGGAACAAAGUGUCGGAGCACGUCGGUUCACGCACCCAAGAUGAGUGCAUCCUGCAUUUCCUGCGGCUGCCCAUAGAAGAUCCGUACCUGGAGAACACGGAGUCCUCCCUGGGCCCGUUGGCCUACCAGCCCAUCCCCUUCAGCCAGUCUGGAAACCCCGUCAUGAGCACAGUGGCCUUCCUGGCCUCCGUAGUCGACCCCAGAGUCGCAUCUGCUGCUGCGAGGGCGGCAUUAGAGGAGUUCUCUCGUGUGCGUGAGGAGGUCCCAUCCGAGCUGGUUGAAGCUCAUGUGAAGAAGGUGCAGGAGGCGGCGAGGAACACCGGCAAAGUGGACCCUAGCUUUGGUUUGGAGAGCAGCGGCAUCGCUGGAACGGCUCCCGAGGAGCCCGAAAAGACUGAAACCCCAGAACCAGAAAAGAUCGACACGGACACAGACUCUCAUCAAGCAGAUAAGGCUGAGUUGAAGGACGAGGCAGAGAAGCCCAGCGAGUCUGCAGAGAAGAGCAACAAAACGGAGACAACAGACAAGGUGAAGAAAGAGGGAGCGGAGCCAUCGGAACGGGAAGAGGAGAGCGAAGAGGCAGGGGAGGCGAAGACGCCUUCAGGAGGUAACACGGAAGAAAAAGACAAGGAGAAGGAGGAAGCCAUGGAGACGUCGUCUUCAGAGCCGGAGAAGGACAAGGAGGAGAAAACGUUAUCGGAGGACGGAGACGACAAGAAGAAGAAGCUGGAGCACGACAUCGGGGAAGGAAACAUCGCUACAGCGGCUGCUGCUGCCCUGGCGUCUGCUGCCACCAAGGCCAAGCACUUGGCAGCAGUCGAGGAAAGGAAGAUCAAGUCCCUGGUUGCCCUGCUGGUGGAAACCCAGAUGAAGAAACUGGAGAUCAAGCUGAGGCACUUUGAGGAGCUGGAGACCAUCAUGGAUCGUGAGAAAGAAGCCUUGGAGCUUCAGAGGCAGCAGCUCCUCACCGAGCGACAGGCGUUCCACAUGGAGCAGCUCAAAUACGCUGAGAUGAAGGCGAGGCAGCAGAUGGAGCAGCAGGCGGCUGCCGCCGCGGCCGCCGCUGCUGCAGCUGCUGCUCAAGGGCAGGGGCAGACCCCUGGAUCCGGACCCCACCCCGGGCCCCCUGCACCAGCCAUGCAUCCAGGAGGAAACCUACCACACCACGUAGGCCCCACUCCCCACCAUGGACCGCCCCUGCCCCAUCACGGGCCGCCUGCAGGCGCUGCAAUGCAUGCUGGGUAUCCUCCAAUGGGCCACCACCCCUUGGCCCCGCAUCACCCUGGACCGACAGGACCAAUGGGACCAAGUCAGCCCGUCCCGGGGCGUAUGCUGACCGGCCCGCCCUCUGCCGGUCCCCCGCCUGGUGGCAUUCCUCCCAUGAUGCCCCCGCGCCACCCUGGAGCCCCCAACGGCAUGUACCCUAACCCUCCACCUGCGCAGGCUGAGGCGGUUCCUCCGGUCCCCGUGGGUCCUCCGGCGCCUCAGAGCGGACGAGUGGCCGACAACUAACUCAGACACACAAAAGCACAUGCGCGUAAAAUUGUCUCCAAACAUCAGCCCCUUUUUAUGAUGACCUUUGCUACUGGCUUAAUAUUUUCCCUCAAAAUUCAACACCCUUUACUUUAAAUCAGGACACACACACACACACACACUCUGUCACACACACUCAACACUCGGGGUUCAUGGGCAAAGGUAACCCAACGUUACAAACACACAUGCAGACUUCCUCUCAGGGCACAGCAACAAGGUUCGUCUAGUUAUAAACACUGUUCUCUCUCUAGCUGAAGAGAAAUGACCCUGUGUACAGAAAACCAAACAAGGAGACAAAAGAUUUAGAAAAAAAGAAAAAAAAAGUCUUCUGUCUUGCUUUCUUUUUCGCUCCAGUGGUGUUUUGAAUGACACUGUAAUCUCUCCCCAUCUCCCCCCCAAAAAAACACGUCCUUUUUGGCUGGUCUCUCUUUUUUUCCAAAACCAACACUAGAGGGAGCUAGUGAUACCCGAGGGGGGGGCCAGUCAGACGACACGGGUUUGUGUUUCCGGGGCAACCUGACCUGUAAAAAACACAAGCUAAUAAGAUUGUUCUGAAAGUAAAACAACAUUUAUAAAAACUCACGGAGGACCUAGCCUGCCCUCACCCUUGUCGAGUAUCUACCUCUCGCUCAUCUUUUAAUGAUACACUGUAGUUCUGUGUGUGUCUGUGAGUGUGUGCUAGAAAGAGGGAUGUCUGGUAGCUUUCUGUGCCUUUUUUCUAUACUAGUGUAGUUUUCAUUUCAACUCCUGCACUGGCUUAGUUCAAAAUGCUGAAAAAAGAACAAACAAAAAAUAAAUACAAGACAAAAAGCAUGCAUGGACAGACGUCAUAAAAACUGCUGUUGUAGUUCGGAUAAACGAGUACCGGUAGUUUUAUAACAUUGGGACAAGUGAAUUCAAGCAAAUGUAGCUGCAUACAGUGUCAUUUAAUCAUCUGUAUUACGCAGUAAGGAAGCACCGUGUGAAACAAUUUUAUACUGCUAUUCAUGGUACAUACUGGUAAUAAAAUGCUCAUUUUUUCUUUUUUUCAAUAACACAUUUUGCCUAGUUUUUGACUCUAUUUUUUUGAUAGAAUUCAAAAAAAGCAAUGCAGGGUUUUUUUGUCUAAAAAAAAUCCAAACUUGCGGUCAAGAAAGUUGAUGGGUUCUAACCUCCACACAAAUAUAAAGCUUUAAAAUGGCUCACAAACAUGAUUUUGUUUGUGCAAAAGUUACUCAAAUCGCAGUGUGUUAGCUCGGGACUUAUAUUUUCAGAUGCGGAUUAAUACUAAUCGGCAAAUCAGAACCUCGGUUUAGACGGUCACUGAUGGAUUUCAGUGUUUUGAAUAACAGUGAAGCAUUAAUGCAAAAUGUUACAGAUCUGAUUUGGCUUGAGACGCCGUCAGAGGAAGCACAGAUGGCAAACAUUCCUCCUUCUGCCACAGCACUAACGCACACAGAAAUGUAAGUUAAGCUGAGACGAACACUGGAGGCUGCAUGCACACACGGACUUGGCCCGACCCUGCCACAAAGCACUGAACCCACACACACGAUCUGCUGACCUUCACACAGCCUUCACACACGGGGGGAGACGCCGUGAUGCGGCCGACGCUCGUCCUCAGCUCGGUGGGCUUCUCAACGUUUUAGGUGCUGUUACUGUAGCGAUGAAACCCCGCGUCUUUUCUCUGCUCACCUCCCUUACGCCUAGUGAUGCCUACCUCGCUACCUCCCUAUCUUCACUCUUUUUGCUUUUUAGUCACUGUAAAACUCAGCAAUAUCCUCAUUUCUACACAGAAGUUGAAUUUGCAGAUCCUGUGUCAUCUGGUGUUGCAAAGGUAACAAGGGGCGCAAACACAAUAAUCAAUCAAUCAGGAACCUUCUUUUUUUUUGAUAAAUGGAACAAGGCAAAGCUAUUUUUCACAUAUAAAACGGUCCUUGCAGGUUUUAUUUUGUUCCUAUGAUGUUUGGAUUGUCUUUGAGUUUGUUCCUGUUUGUGGUCUGUGCAUUUCCAUGAUGAAUUCAUUUUGUAAAACAUCAGAAAAUGUGGUUUAUUGCUGGUCACGAGUUAAGAUGUUAUUUAGAUAAAAAGAUUGAAAGUUCUUUUGUGAUCCCUGAAAAAGACAUUAUACAUUUAUAACUGUUUUCUGGUUUAAAGCUGGUGCUGUUCAUUUCUCAAUUUCUCUUUGUGAGCAAUUUCUAUCUCAGUUGUCCCACCCUCAACGGUUGCCAAAGCAACUAUUUGGCCGAUAUUAACGAUUAAUACUAGUUUUUCACAUCUUUUCACUCAAGAAUGGCACCUAAAAUAAUUUGAAAUUGGCUGAUUAGUUCAAACUGUUAUGCAACAACUAGUAAAUUUAUGUUCAACAUGCAAGUUGGCGUCAUAAAUGUAGCCUUUUCACACAAGUUCCCGGUAAACUCAUCCGGUAAACUGCUCCUCCUCCUCCAGCACUGUUGGCUACCUCUUCCUCCUUCAUCUGCUAGCUACCUCUCUUAGAAAUCUUCCUCUUGCUGCCUGCUACCUCUCUGCACACCCUUUGCUACCUCCUGUUUGCUUUUCCUUUCCUUUAAUUUCCUUUCUCGUGUCCCCAUCCCGCCCGCGUGACUGCUGCAUCACUCCCUGCUGCCCUCUGGUCCCAGUCUGCAGGAAGAAGAAGAAAACACACAGACACACUUAACAGCCGUUCACUUGCGCUUUCUCGUCACCGUGUCCUCCUCUCAUAAGUAACAUCUUACCAGGCUUGUGUAUUUUCACUUAAAUAUGACAGGAUUCCUCCUUACAUAUAUUAUCUUAAUGGAUUUUUUUUUGUGUGUUAAUGGUAAUGUAUUUUUAAUGACAGGUUUUGUGUAGAUGGAGUUUUCCCUGUUCUUUGUAGCAUUUGUUUUCUUUUAUUUUAUAUGGGGUCUGUUGGUACUUGGACCUAGACACUGUCGAAUAAACUGUUUUCUAUUA
Molecule: messenger RNA, 6427 nt
Organism: Cololabis saira (Pacific saury)
Lineage: Eukaryota; Metazoa; Chordata; Actinopteri; Beloniformes; Belonidae
Gene: smarcc1a
Product: SWI/SNF related, matrix associated, actin dependent regulator of chromatin, subfamily c, member 1a
Exons: 28
Coding region: 50-3478 (1142 amino acids)
Biological process (GO): positive regulation of DNA-templated transcription
Cellular component (GO): npBAF complex; nBAF complex; SWI/SNF complex
Molecular function (GO): nucleosomal DNA binding; histone binding
Source: RefSeq, a predicted model, not a curated record